Molecule: messenger RNA, 732 nt
Organism: Beta vulgaris subsp. vulgaris (sugar beet)
Lineage: Eukaryota; Viridiplantae; Streptophyta; Magnoliopsida; Caryophyllales; Amaranthaceae
Exons: 1
Coding region: 1-732 (243 amino acids)
Source: RefSeq, a predicted model, not a curated record
AUGGGAUUGAAUGGAGUUUUUGUUGUUCGUUUUCGAACGGUGGAGGGUAGGAAGUUGGCCAUGAAAGCUGGACCUAUUUUGUAUGAUCAUAAACCGGUGAUUAUGAAGGAAUGGUCUGCAGAUUUAGACCUAUUGAAGGAGACAGUGACUUUGGUGCCUACUUGGAUCCGGUUGCCUACAUUACCUCUCAAGUACUGGGGUCAGGUGGCUCUCAAUAAGAUUGCUAGCUUAAUAGGUAAACCUAUUAGAUCUGACAGAGCUACGACUCAAAAGGACUUACUGGAGUAUGCUAGAGUGCUGGUUGAGGUUAACAUUAGUAAACCUAUGCCAGAUGAAGUGUGGUUUACUAAUGAAAAGAGUAUCAAAGUAAGCAAGAGGGUUGUAUAUGACUGUAAACCAAUACAAUGUGAGGAUUGUAAGGGUAUUGGGCAUACAGGGGAGCAAUGCAGGCAAAAGAAAUAUGAGCUAGCUCUGAAAAAAGUGAAACCUAGUAAGCAAUGGGUGGUGAAGAAGAAGGUUGUUCCACUUGAAACUGCAGGAGGGGCAAGCAUAUCUGGUCCUAGAGGUGAAGAUAUUGUUAUAUUGGACAAUGUUGAGGAACCAGGGGACAUGGUUGCUAUUUCAGCUGUAGAAGGGGAAGCUGGAGGUGGUGUGCAGAAAUACAAGCUGAAGAUCAGGAGUAAGUCCCUCAACAGCAAGGGGAAGGACAGAUUGAUAAUCCAGGGAAUGUAA